AACAAUUUUCACAACACCAACAAAUAUUUCAGGAUCAGCAAUCAUUGAAAUCACCACCAACUUACGACUUAAAUCCUCUAGAUCUCGUAUCUGGGUAUGAACAGAUCACGUUUUUGAUAAAAAUCUUUUCCUUCGUGCGCACUUUGAUGAAACGAUAUGAGUAAAAUUACUCCAGAGUAUCUUGCGGCAGGUGCCAAUAGACAUCCUUCUGCUGCUGAUUGGGAUGAAUCAGGACUUCUAGCCUAUGGAACUGAUAGAAAUAUCGCAUUAUGGUAUCCUGGAGUAAGUUUUUAAUAUCUACCAUGAAGCUUCGAGCCAUGAGAAUAGAUGACUCUGGUUCUGCAAUGGAUGACCAGCAUGCUGAUGGUCGUUUAGAAUGAAUCUUCCCGAGGCGUUUUUGAACUUCUCAGUGGUCAUACCGAUACUGUUAAUGUCGUCAAAUUUAUCCCUAAAUCACAUGGUCUCAUACUUAGUGGAUCGGUCGAUAAGACGGUGAGGAUUUGGAAACAGGAUGAAGUAUCAAAGAGUUAUACUUGUAUUCAAACUAUUGCCGAUCAUCAGAGCACGAUCAAUUGUAUAGCUGUUACAGAAGGUUCCAAAAUCUUUGCUACGGGUUCGGCAGAUGCUAUCGUCAAGGUUUGGAAGCUCGAUGGUGAUAAUGUUGCAAGUUUGCAGCAGUCUAUCACCAUUACCCCGCGAUUAUUUCCAUUGGCAUUGGCUUUGAGUCCUUUGAUUGGCGCAUCAGAUUCUUUAGUUCUCGCAGUAGCAGGCACAAAAGAUAUCAUUCAGCUUCACGUGCUCGAUGCUCAAGCGGGAUCAGAAUUCAAAUAUAAGGCUACACUAUCCGGACACGAAGGAUGGAUCAGAUCAUUAGAAUUCACAAAAGAAAGCGAUAGUCCAACUAGUGAUCUACUCCUCUCAUCAGCCAGUCAGGAUAAAUAUAUCCGAUUAUGGAGAAUUCAUCAAGGCAAAGAAUUACCAGCCGCAGCAACGGCAGCUGAUCCAACAUUCGGAGCAUUCAUGCCAGGAAAAUCUCUUUCCAACAAAGCCCAUCGAUUUCAAGCCCAAGGAUUAGAUUUCUCAGCCACAUUCGAAGCACUUCUCCUCGGACAUGAAGAUUGGAUCUACAGCACACGAUGGCUCAAGCCAGCUCUAACUACCAACCAAAAGCCACAACUUCUCUCCGCCUCAGCAGAUAAUUCUCUCGCCAUCUGGGAACCUGAUAGUCACACAGGCGUCUGGGUAACCGUCGCACGACUCGGAGAAAUCAGCGCGGAAAAAGGAUCUACCACCGCCACCGGUAGCACGGGAGGUUUCUGGACCGGUCUCUGGUCACCCAAUGGCUCAACCGUCGUGUGUCUCGGACGAACAGGUAGUUGGCGUCUCUGGAACCAUGAUGCGUCUUCUGAUCGCUGGGCCCAAAGUACGGCUAUUACCGGUCAUGUGAAACCUGUGAUGGGAAUCUCGUGGUCGAAGGAUGGAAGUUAUUUGUUAUCGACUAGUACGGAUCAAACGACCAGGUUGCACGCGCAGUGGAAGAGAAAUGGGAAAAUUAGUUGGCAUGAGAUGGCUAGACCUCAGAUCCAUGGUUAUGAUUUGAAUUGUAUUGAUUCGCUUGGCGAAACUCAAUUCGUAUCUGGCGCUGAUGAGAAAUUACUUCGAGUAUUCAAUGAGCCAAGAGCAGUCGCCACACUACUCAACAAACUCUGUGGAAUCGGCAGCGAGAAUAUCGACAACAUGCCCGACGCAGCAAAUAUGCCCGUCCUAGGACUAUCCAACAAAGCCAUCGAAGCCAUAAGCGACGACCAAACUGUCGAGAAAAUCAACGACCACGAUCGCAACGCCAUAGAUCCCGCCUCCAUCGUCCACAAAUCCACACUAGACCUCUCACAUCCACCCUUCGAAGACCAUCUCUCCCGGCACACACUCUGGCCCGAAACCGAAAAACUCUACGGACACGGCUAUGAAAUUUCCGCACUGGCCACAUCACACGACGGCAGCAUCAUAGCCACAGCCUGCAAAGCCAGCUCAAUCGACCACGCCGUAAUCCGACUCUUCGAAACCAAAGAAUGGCACGAGAUAAAACCACCUCUUACAGCUCAUUCCCUCACAGUUGCCCGAUUACGUUUUUCAGACGAUGAUAAGUAUUUACUUUCCGUAGGACGAGAUCGUCAAUGGGUUGUUUUUGAACGGGAUGAGCGGGAUCCGCUGGUUUAUAAAUUGGUUGAGAAGAAUCCGAAGGGUCAUACCAGGAUGAUUCUUGAUGCUGCUUGGGCUCCUGGUUUUUCUUCAUCUACAUCUACAUCUACAUCUACAUCUACAAAUUCCACCUCCACCUCCACCCACUCCCCCAUCUUCGCAACAGCAGGAAGAGACAAACAAGUUAAAAUCUGGGCUCGCGACAGCACAACCCAAACCCAAACCGACACCAAAACAGAAACUCAACCAGAAACAAAAACAGAAAUCAAAGGCUUCACACUCAGAGCCACAAUAUCCAGCGAAACCCCCAUAACCGCUAUCGAUUUCCUGAACAAGACCAUAGACGAAGCUUUAUAUCUAGCCGUGGGCACCGAACUGGGAAGAUUUAGUAUCUAUCGUCUUGUUGUGGAUGGUGGUGAUGCUAUUACUGUUACUGAGGUUGUGUUGGAGAUAGGGUAUGUUUUAUUUCUUUCUUUUCUUUUGGAUUUUAUUAUUUUGGAUUUUGUAUUCCAUGUUUCUGUUAUUUCUUUUGGCUAUCUCCAUCUUCUCUUCGCAGAUACAGAUACACUUUAUACUUUAUACUUUAUAUGAUAUGCACAUCCUCGAGUAAUAUAUAAAUACAAGCUAACUCAUCCUCACUCACUAUCUAGUAAUAACUACUACCCCUCUAAAGCCAUCACGCAAUUAGCAUGGAAACCGCAGAGGUCUAAGAACGAUGCAUCGGAACACGAAAUCACAGAUUUGGAAUUGGCAAUUGCGAGUGAAGAUAGUUCUUUGAGGAUUUAUUCUUUAUGUUGAAUUAUUUCUAUGGGGUAUCGUAUGUUAAAGUACGCCGCCUCGUGUGAUGCUUGGUAACGCCUAGCUAUCUGUCUGUAUAUACAGAUUUUAGAGGCGUUAAGGCUCUCUAGAUAGUAUGGAUUAAAUGAAUGAAAUGAAAUGGGGU
Sclerotinia trifoliorum is the source of this 3142-nucleotide messenger RNA. The record is from the annotation of a GenBank genome assembly. Lineage: Eukaryota; Fungi; Ascomycota; Leotiomycetes; Helotiales; Sclerotiniaceae.